Messenger RNA from Spinacia oleracea (spinach), 1016 nucleotides. RefSeq names its product GTP-binding nuclear protein Ran-3. Gene Ontology annotation, cellular component: cytoplasm; nucleus. Gene Ontology annotation, biological process: protein import into nucleus; ribosomal subunit export from nucleus. Gene Ontology annotation, molecular function: GTPase activity; GTP binding. The record is from RefSeq and is a predicted model, not a curated record. Bases 126 to 794 code for a protein of 222 amino acids. The transcript has 8 exons. Lineage: Eukaryota; Viridiplantae; Streptophyta; Magnoliopsida; Caryophyllales; Amaranthaceae.
ACAAUCUAAUUUAAUUAUGUGCGUAAAUUGAAAGCCAACUCCACCAUCCUAUAAAUACUCGUUUCCAACCUGCCUUCAUUUCUCUCUCCAUCUCACCCUCUCUCACAUCAAUUCCGCCGAAUUCAAUGGCUUUACCUAAUCAGCAAACUGUUGAUUAUCCUAGUUUCAAGCUUGUCAUCGUCGGCGAUGGUGGCACUGGAAAAACUACUUUUGUUAAGAGGCAUCGUACCGGGGAGUUUGAAAAGAGAUAUGAACCAACUAUUGGUGUAGAGGUUCACCCAUUGGACUUCACCACAAACUGUGGGAAAAUAAGAUAUUACUGCUGGGAUACUGCCGGACAGGAGAAAUUUGGAGGUCUUAGAGAUGGUUACUAUAUCCACGGACAGUGUGCUAUCAUUAUGUUUGAUGUUACAGCCCGACUGACAUACAAGAAUGUUCCAACUUGGCAUCGUGAUCUUUGCAGGGUCUGUGAAAAUAUCCCCAUUGUUCUCUGUGGGAACAAAGUUGAUGUGAAGAACAGGCAAGUGAAGGCAAAGCAGGUUACAUUUCACAGGAAGAAGAAUCUGCAAUACUAUGAGAUAUCUGCAAAGAGCAACUACAACUAUGAGAAGCCUUUCUUGUACCUUGCCAGGAAACUUGCUGGGGAUGGUAAUCUGUACUUUACAGAGGAGGUUGCCCUUAUUCCGCCUGAAGUACAAAUUGACCUGGCUGCGCAACAAAUGCAUGAAGCAGAACUUGCCCAAGCAGCUGCGCAGCCAUUGCCAGAUGACGAUGAUGAUGCAUUUGAGGCUUAAUUAGUGGGGCAGGCUCUCAGGAUCACUCUUUAGUAGUUUUGACCUUUAGGGGAUGCACCUUCUGAAGAACACCAUACUUUGUUUUAAUAUAAAAUCAUAUGCAUGUCUAUUACUCUUAUCAUCUAAGUACAAGUUAAAUACGAAGUAGUCUCUGUUGUGACUUUCGUCCUUUUGUCAAAUGUUGAUUAUGGUAUAUACAAAUUUGGAUAUGCAUGUAGGAAA